Eleginops maclovinus (Patagonian blennie) is the source of this 2333-nucleotide messenger RNA. It is a transcript of the gene rerglb, whose product is annotated as RERG/RAS-like b. The coding region runs from base 185 to 802 and encodes 205 amino acids. Gene Ontology annotation, molecular function: GTPase activity; GTP binding. The transcript is spliced from 5 exons. The record is from RefSeq and is a predicted model, not a curated record. Lineage: Eukaryota; Metazoa; Chordata; Actinopteri; Perciformes; Eleginopidae.
GGGUAAUGAGAGCAGAGACAAAGAGGAGGGGGACGCUUUCCCUCCUCUCCUCUCUGGGUUUAAAACGAAGUGAAGUAGCCCUUUGAAGAGGAGGGAGGAGGACGCUCUGUACUCACAUGCAGUCUGGACUGUGAGGAGCAUUUAGUGCCGGCGCUGCCUGAAACUCAGAGAGAGGAUCUGAAACAUGAACGACAUCAAGCUCGCCCUGCUGGGGAGCCCGGGGGCUGGGAAAUCAGCUGUCCUGGUGCGGUUUCUGACCCGACGCUUCAUCGGGGAAUAUGCCUCCAACUCCAAUUCCCUGUACCAUAAACGACUCUCAAUUGAUGGACGACAGCUGAACCUGGAAGUGUUUGACCCCUGCUCUCAGAGCUCGGAGGCCAGGUGUAUCCUGGAGGAGCCGGUGGAUUGGGCAGAUGGCUUCGUGGUGGUUUACAACAUCAGCGACCGCUCGUCCUUCAUCAACGCCAAGAACAUCCUGCUGCAGAUUCGAGAGGCACGCAUGGAAAACUGCAAGGGGGAGGUGGAGGUCCCGGUGUGUCUGGUGGGGAACAAGCAGGACUUGUGCCACGCCCGGCAGGUGUGUGAGGAGGAGGGCCGCUGCCUGGCUCAGGAGCAUCGCUGCAACUUCCAGGAGGUCUCGGCGGCCGAGAGCUACCAGGACAUCUCCGCCCUCUUCACACAACUCAUCCGCCAGAUGAUGGAGCUCCUGAAGUACAGAGGCGACCGGCGGCGCUACAGCGGCUCCAAGUCCAUGGCCAAGCUCAUCAACAACGUGUUCGGCAAGAGGAGGAAGUCAGUGUGAAGGGAAGGAAGCAAGGAGGGUGUGUGAGGAGUGUGUUAAAGGGAACUGACAUGAUGGGUCUAAAAACCUACUCUUUCUAGGUUCAUUUCUCCUAAAGGUCACUUAGAGGUCGAUUGUAAGGGAUAAUGCCAGACACAAGGCAGAGGAACCCUGACUCACCCUGAAGGUGAUUAAUCUACGAAGGAAUCAUCCUGCUGAUUACUCGACUUGAUUCUCCAUAUUGACUUAAAAUGAUGGUAUUGACUCUGCUAAGAAAAAACUGCCCCCUCGCCUGGUGGUUGGAACUGCGGCGACAUUGAUGUAACUCAAAAAGACGGCUGCACUGAUCGAAAUACAAGCCCAAGUCGGUUCACAUUUUCUUUUCCAGGUCUUAAAUCAGUGCCAGAGCCCAUAGCGUGAUCCUGUUAGUGUUUACUUCCUGUCUGUCUUCUUCCACUGUUACCUUUAGUGUUUACUUUACUGUUGAGUUUCUCUGACGAACAGUUUUCAGGGGGCUGUUCAGCCUUCAUGAAUCCAAAGCUUUGGGCUCUACCCAAAUAAAAAAGUGAAGAUUAAAAAUAGUUUUCUGAUGCAGGAAUUUAUGGGUUUUUUGGGCCACGCUGUCGUUCAUUUGACCGGACUUUUCUCUGACUGCACAGUUCCUUAGCAAAGGCCAGGUGGGGAAAAGAGCAGACUACAGAAUGUUCGAAAUUGACCAAUCAGCAUUGAGUAUUCAUCCAAGCCAUGUAAUACUGUGCAUUUUAAAGUUGAAUAUUUUUUGCUCCAAACUACUUCGAUAGACUCUGCAUUUUGAAUUAUUAUUUGCAAGACCAUUUUUUUUCCUAUUUUCAAGUCUACUUACAGUGAUCAGUAGUUCAUCACAGCAGAUGUGAGCUACUUUUCUUGUCAUUUAAGCAUCUCUUACAUUGGAAAAAGCAAAAGGUCCUUUAUUGUUUAACCCCCAUGAUUUCUGCAUUGCAAUUUGGCUUCACUUCAGUGUUUUUGUGCAGCAGUUUCACAUCAAAAGAGCCUUUUUUUUUACAUAUUAUAAUUAUAUUCAUCGUUAUGCUACUCUUUGAAAGCCAUAGUGUUUAUUAAUGGUCUGUAAAAUAUCACGUAUCAUAGUCACUUUCUGUUUUAUAUUGCAGUAUGGUAUAUCAUUUAAACCCAUUCACAGGUACAGUGUGAUUUGAUGUAUAUAUUAGUAGCACAUUUUAGCAUUAUUGUAUUUAUGUGAUGUUCUCACAGGAUCAGAGUCAUGAAAAGUAUCUUUAUGUGAACCCACACAUUUCAAACUGUAUGAUAAAAAACUUUUCACAAACACCAAUUAAGGGCAAAAUCUCUCUCAGUGCUUUGCUGUUAUUCUUCCUAAAUCCGUUUACAUCACCAUGAUGCUGUACAACAAAAAGUGUGCCGCCCAUCGAGAAAAAUAACUCCACGUUUGCGGUGUUUUGCAGACGAAUGUUCCCUUUGUAAAUACUGUAAAAACAUCAGCUGUUCCAGAGGAAAUUAAAGCUAAACAUUGUUUAAUAAGACGUCUGUUUUACUUCUU